AUGAGAAAUAAUCGCUCGGUUUUUAGACGUGUUCAAACUCGCAUUUUCGUCGCUAGUGAUUUUCGUGCAGGUAAGACGUUUGAUUACAUUUUACUUUCGCGCGGGCAAUUGUGCGUAAAUUGUGUUCUAGCGUGGAAAACAGAAGUAAAUAAUACACAAUGUUUCAUCACAAGUGCCUUCAACAUCUCAUGCACGUCCAACAAGUCCAACUGCCUUCAAGCCUGCCUCAAAUAA
This is a messenger RNA of Acanthoscelides obtectus, 234 nucleotides long. The record is from the annotation of a GenBank genome assembly. Lineage: Eukaryota; Metazoa; Arthropoda; Insecta; Coleoptera; Chrysomelidae.